GAAUGUCCCAUGUAUAUGGAAAAGUGUCCUAAUGGUCAUGAGUGUGUACAUCAUUCAAUGGUUUGUUCUGGAGAACAGAUGUGUGAUGGCGAGUCAGAAGAUGAAAAAGAACUAUGCACAACACACAGUUGUGGUGACUUCAAGUCGAAAUGUGAUAAUGGAUACCAAUGUGUGCUCGAUGCCAAGAAAUGUGACGGCUCCGUAGAUUGUGCAGAUAGUUCAGACGAAAAUCCAGACUUGUGUGUAGAGAAUCGCACCUGCCCAGUGGGAAUGGUGAAAUGUGAAGAUAAUGUUCAGUGUAUUUACGAAAUGCAGUUUUGUAGUGCAUAUCCUGACUGCAACGAUAAGUCGGAUGAAAACCCGAAGAUUUGUACAAGAGACAGAGCUUGUCCCACUGGAAUGUCUAGAUGUUCUGAAAAUGACCCGAUGUGCAUUCAUGAUAGUUGGUUCUGCAACAACCAACCAGAAUGCUAUCACAGAGCGGAUGAAAAUCCGAACAAUUGCUUAAAUCGUCCAAAAGGAUCCACUAAGUUGCCGUGGGUAACAUAGCUGGCAGUCGAAUUGGAUUUUUAUUGAAGCCAUCGCACUUAAGUCCUACGACAACAGACAAUAAUUGAAUUGUGUGAAAAGUAUUAAAUGCCUUUAUUGUAUCUGUAAAUAGUGGGGAUAGCAAUUUGGUUUGCAUGAAUCUUGUUUUGAGAUGUUAUCACCAUAUAAUAAAAUUAUUUGCUAUACGUCA
Molecule: messenger RNA, 739 nt
Organism: Mytilus californianus (California mussel)
Lineage: Eukaryota; Metazoa; Mollusca; Bivalvia; Mytilida; Mytilidae
Product: low-density lipoprotein receptor-like
Exons: 5
Coding region: 10-549 (179 amino acids)
Cellular component (GO): plasma membrane
Molecular function (GO): protein binding
Source: RefSeq, a predicted model, not a curated record